AUGCCAUCUACUCAUAAUCGUGACAAACCAUGGGAUACUCCCGACAUAGAUAAAUGGGCCAUGGAAGAAUUCAAACCCGAACACAACGCCCUGGGACAACAUUUCGCCGAAGAAUCCUCAUUCAUGACAUUAUUCCCCAAAUAUAGAGAACAAUAUUUACGUCAAAUAUGGAGUGAUGUUACCAAGGCACUUGAUAAACAUUUUAUUAAAUGUGAAUUAGAUUUAGUUGAAGGGUCUAUGACUGUGAAAACUACCACCAAAACAUUUGAUCCUGCUAUGAUUAUUAAAGCUCGUGAUUUGAUUAAAUUAUUGGCUAGAUCGGUUCCAUUCCCACAAGCAGUGAAGAUUUUACAAGAUGAUAUUGCAUGUGAAGUUAUUAAGAUUGGUAAUUUUGUGACUAAUAAAGAUAGAUUUAUUAAAAGACGACAAAGAUUAGUUGGGCCAAAUGGAAAUACUCUUAAAGCUUUGGAAUUGUUAACUAAAUGUUAUAUUUUAGUUCAAGGGAAUACUGUAAGUGCUAUGGGACCUUGGAAGGGGUUGAAGGAAGUUAGAAGAGUUGUUGAAGAUUGUAUGAGAAAUGUUCAUCCAAUUUAUUAUAUUAAAGAAUUAAUGAUUAAACAAGAAUUACUGAAAAAACCAGAAUUAGCAAAUGAAGAUUGGUCAAGAUUCUUACCUUCAUUUAAGAAACGUAAUGUUGCUCGUAAGAAGAGUAAGAAAUCACAUAAAGAAAAGAGAGUAUACACUCCAUUCCCACCUGCUCAACAACCUAGAAAGAUUGAUUUACAGAUUGAAAGUGGUGAAUAUUUCUUGGGUAAGAAAGAAAGGGAAUUAAAGAAAUUACAAGAAAAGCGUGAUAAGCAAACUGAAGUUAGUGAAGCUAGAAAGGAAGAAAGACAAAAGGAUUUUGUUGCUCCUGAAGAAGAAGAAUAUGAAAAUAAAUUAUUAAAGAAGGAGAAGAAGGAAAAGAAAGACAAAAAGGAAAAGAAGGAGAAGAAGGAGAAGAAGGAGAAGAAAGAAAAGAAAUCAAAGAGAGAUUCCGAAGAUGACAAUGAAGCUCCAAAGCGUAAGAAGUCUAAGAAUUAA
Hemisphaericaspora subhashii is the source of this 1083-nucleotide messenger RNA. RefSeq names its product ribosome biosynthesis protein (gene KRR1). Lineage: Eukaryota; Fungi; Ascomycota; Pichiomycetes; Serinales; Debaryomycetaceae. The transcript has a single exon. The record is from RefSeq and is a predicted model, not a curated record. Gene Ontology annotation, cellular component: nucleolus; small-subunit processome. Gene Ontology annotation, molecular function: RNA binding. The coding region runs from base 1 to 1083 and encodes 360 amino acids.